CAGAUCAAAGCCAUGGCGUCGUCCUCCUCUGCUGUGAGCAAGCGCGGCGGCGGCGGCGACUCGGGCGGCGUGCUGGCCGCGAUCUCGCGGUCGGCGGUGGCGCAGCACGGGCGCGACGCGGCGGCGGUGGCGGGCAAGCUGCUGCGGAGCACGGGCAAGGCGGCGUGGAUCGCCGGGACGACCUUCCUCGUGCUGGUGGUGCCGCUCAUCAUCGAGAUGGACCGCGAGCAGCAGAUGGUCGACCUCGACCUCCAGCAGCAGGCGCUCCUCGGCGCGCCGUCCCUCGCCAAAUAAACUCCGCCCGCUUCUCCUCCGUCGGCUCCGAAUGGUUUCUUCCGUCUCCGCCGUAGCCG
This is a messenger RNA of Lolium rigidum, 353 nucleotides long. RefSeq names its product mitochondrial import receptor subunit TOM9-2-like. Gene Ontology annotation, cellular component: mitochondrial outer membrane. Gene Ontology annotation, biological process: intracellular protein transport. The transcript has a single exon. Lineage: Eukaryota; Viridiplantae; Streptophyta; Magnoliopsida; Poales; Poaceae. Bases 13 to 294 code for a protein of 93 amino acids. The record is from RefSeq and is a predicted model, not a curated record.